UUUGCCUGAUAACGUCGACAGCCUGUCCAUUAUUCGCCACAUCCACGCCCACCUUCUUAAACUAGGCUUCAAUACCCACGUUUACGUGGCUACUUCGCUCUUGCACGCCUAUGCUUUAGCAGUUUUUGGUGACGCAUGUAACUUGUUCGAAGAAAUGCCUGAGAGAAAUUCUGUCACCUGGAACACCAUGAUCACAGGAUAUUCACGACAUGGCGAUGUUAAAAGUGCGUGCAAAAUCUUCAAUCAAAUGCCUAAGAGAGAUCUUGCUUCCUGGACUGCGAUGGUCACGGCUUAUAUGAACAGUGGUCUUUGGGAUGAAGGCCUUGCACUUUUUCGACAGAUGGUAAUGGAUAAAAUCGUUGAUAAUGAGCAUCUAAAGCCUGAUCAACUGAUGUUGGGUUCAAUUUUGGCAGGGUGUGCAAACAUGGGUUCAGUUGGUUUAGUGUUUGGAAAAUCUUUACAUGGAUUUGCCGUUAAAAAUGAUUGGCAAUUGAACGUGACCUUUGGUACUUGUUUAGUUGACAUGUAUGCCAAAUGUGGGUUCUUGAAGAAUGCUUGCCUGGUUUUCGACAUGAUGAAGGAUAAGAAUGUGGUGGCAUGGACAGCCUUAAUAUGUGGCUCUGCUCAGCAUGGCUAUGGCCAAGAAGCACUGUUAAUAUUCGAGAGGAUGAAAAAAGUAGGCGUUGAACCUAAUGAGUUGACAUUCACGGGAUUACUUACUGCCUGCGUCCAAGUUGGGUUGGUGGACGAGGGACGCAGAUACUUUAGGAUGAUUGAGGAGUGUGGACUGAGGCCAAGAAUUCAACAUUAUGGUUGCAUGGUUGAUUUGUUUGGGAAGGCAGGAUUGUUAGGGGAAGCAUACGAAGUUAUUAAAACGAUGACACUUGAACCCAAUGUGGUUAUAUGGAGUUCGUUUUUGUCAUCUUGUAAGUUGCAUAGGCAGUUCAAGAUGGCCGAGAAGGUGAUUGAUCAGGUGAUGAGAAUGGUGAGACCAGAAAAUGAUGGUGGGGUUUACUCGCUCAUAGCUGAUUUGUAUGUCUUGAGUGAUAAGUGGAUCGAGGCAGAAAGACUGAGAAACCUUAUGCUCAAUCAAAAUGUGAGGAAGGCGCGGGGAUCUAGUUUCAUUAGAAAUGGAGUUGUGUGAAAACAAGGAGAAUCCUGAGGAAAUCUACAAGAUUAAAGGGUACUGGUUACAAUGUAUUUAGAAUCUACCAAAUACAAUGAUGGGGAUAAUUUGUAACUUGUUACUGUUACUUUCAUUUACGAAAUUAUUGUAUUAAUCAGAAAAAUUACACUUGGGACUCCCGAGUCCCAGUCUCAGCUCCCUCACCCCCAACCAGCCUUCUUUAUAUGUGUACGCAUUCGUGUAGGGGAUCUAUAAGAGCUCAAAGUUCAAAUUGGUUGAAAUAAAUUGCUUGUAACA
This is a messenger RNA of Olea europaea var. sylvestris, 1423 nucleotides long. RefSeq names its product pentatricopeptide repeat-containing protein At1g33350-like. The transcript is spliced from 2 exons. Gene Ontology annotation, molecular function: RNA binding; protein binding. The record is from RefSeq and is a predicted model, not a curated record. Lineage: Eukaryota; Viridiplantae; Streptophyta; Magnoliopsida; Lamiales; Oleaceae. Gene Ontology annotation, biological process: RNA modification. Bases 155 to 1144 code for a protein of 329 amino acids.